UGGGAAGGAAAAGGGUGCUGCCUUUGCAAAGUUAGAUAACUGGCCCAGUUCUUCGCAGUCGGAUUGGCUGCGAGGGGCCCUGUAAAACCAUGCUGGCCAGCAGCCCGGCCCAGCCCUGCUAGGCUGCAAGCUAUUUCCACAAUUGGCCACUUCAGAGCGGGAGUGGGGGAGGUGAAGACAGCUGGGCAAACUGCAUCUCUGCCAGGCUGCUUCCCUUCCUCCUUGGGUUUUCUCAGGAGGAGUUGUUUGGCAAGCCCGCUCCGGGCGCCUCUGAACCCCUCUCGCAACGCCCAGGCGAGCGAGCGGGUUGCGGCGUUGGCGGCCCCGCUCCCGGCCCUCCCUCACCCGCGCAAAUCAGUCCCGGGACAGGACAUGUCAAGCUGCAACAGCGCUGGGGGCCCCGCUGCCCUGGACUUUCUGGAAGUCCUGAAGUCGCUGCUGGAGUACUCCUUACCCUGGACCAACAAAAUGACAGAUAAAGAGAAGGAGAAGAUAAAGCUUGAGGAAGAUGAGGCAGCAGCUGCCAGCACUAUGGCAGUCUCGGCUUCCCUUAUGCCGCCCAUUUGGGACAAAACUAUUCCUUAUGAUGGAGAGUCUUUCCACCUGGAGUACAUGGAUCUGGAUGAGUUCCUCCUGGAGAACGGAAUUCCUUCCAGCCCUACUCACCUGGAUUUGAACCAGAAUCCACUCUUGCCUGUGGCUGAGCUGGAAGGAAAGGAGUCUGCCAGUGCUUCCACUGGUUCUCCUGCAUCAUCCUCUUCCACUGCAGUUUACCAGCAAUCUGAAGCAGCCUCCAGCACAGAAUCCCCCCUGCAGAAUGAGCGAAAUACACCCAGCCCCAUUGAUCCUGACUGUGUAGAAGUUGAGGUGAAUUUUAACCCUGACCCUGCUGAUUUAGUGCUGUCCAGCGUGCCUGGUGGUGAGCUCUUCAAUCCUCGCAAGCACAAAUUCACUGAAGAGGACCUGAAACCACAACCGAUGAUUAAAAAAGCAAAGAAGGUUUUUGUCCCAGAUGAGCAAAAGGAUGAAAAAUACUGGACAAGGCGGAAGAAGAACAAUGUGGCAGCAAAGCGUUCCCGUGAUGCUCGACGAUUAAAGGAGAAUCAGAUAACAAUUCGUGCAGCCUUUCUUGAGAAAGAAAAUACAGCCCUGAGGACGGAGGUUGCAGAGCUGCGCAAGGAAGUGGGGCGAUGCAAGAACAUUGUUUCUAAAUACGAGACCAGAUACGGACCCUUGUAAGCACACCCCUUUUCAUUGUUAGGGCUCCUUGUUUUAGCCUCUUAGACUUCUCUGCCUUCUGUAGAGACUCAAGUAAAGUUUGUGGAGGCUUUGCCAUUUUGCAUUUAUACAAAAAAAAA
Messenger RNA from Oxyura jamaicensis (ruddy duck), 1358 nucleotides. It is a transcript of the gene TEF, whose product is annotated as TEF transcription factor, PAR bZIP family member. The coding region runs from base 373 to 1239 and encodes 288 amino acids. Gene Ontology annotation, biological process: regulation of transcription by RNA polymerase II. Gene Ontology annotation, cellular component: nucleus. Gene Ontology annotation, molecular function: RNA polymerase II cis-regulatory region sequence-specific DNA binding; DNA-binding transcription factor activity, RNA polymerase II-specific. The transcript has 4 exons. The record is from RefSeq and is a predicted model, not a curated record. NCBI's taxonomy places the organism in Eukaryota, Metazoa, Chordata, Aves, Anseriformes, Anatidae.